Xyrichtys novacula (pearly razorfish) is the source of this 14644-nucleotide messenger RNA. The record is from the annotation of a GenBank genome assembly. NCBI's taxonomy places the organism in Eukaryota, Metazoa, Chordata, Actinopteri, Labriformes, Labridae.
ACGUCACUUCCACCGGAAAACAUGGCGGCUGCCAGUCCGUCAGAUGCAGCUAAUUCACUGCCAAAGGAUGUCGUUAUCAAGACCGAGCCAGAAACCGAGAGCGAUCUACUCAUCACCCCGGAGGAUGCAACGCUCAAGCGGGACCCCGUCGUCCUGCUCUCGUCCCCGGUCAGCGGGUUACAGCCUCUCUCCUGGUCUCAGGACCACCGCCUGGCCGUCUGCACCAGCAGCUCUCUGUCUGUGAUGGAGCUGGUGUGCGACGUUCACAGCAAUAAACAGGACCUGACUCUGCACAGGACCUCCAUCCCUGUACCCAGCGACGUCUACAAACUGCGGGUAAAUACAAAUCAAAGCUUUAGCAUCUAGCAGCAGAGGGAAAAUGAUAAAAGUAAGAAAACAAGUGUAAAUAAGCGAGAAAACAUUUAAAAACCUGAGUGUAAACAGCUGGUUUAGGGCACCGAAAUUAUUCACACUGUAGAUAAUGAACCCGAGGUCAGGAGAAAUCAUUUAAAGUUUCUUAUUUUUGCAUCAAAGUGAUCCCCAAAAUUUGUUGAGCACAUCAAAUAAGAGGCUUCAACUCUAUUUUUAUUUUCUCAGCCUCACCUGGAGUCAUGAAAGGAUGAUGUAACUGAUGUAAAGUCAAUAUCUGCUGCAAACUGUCGACCUACUGCCAUAUCAAAACUGAAAUUUAAAUGCUGAAGCAUAUUAAACAGGUAUGAGACAGGAUCUAUCAGUAAAUUUAGUCUGAUGAAAGAAAACCUUUUAGAUCCCCUCCAGACAUGAUUUACUUAGCCUCUGCUUUGAACAAUAAUUUAGGGCAGACUAAGAGUUUCCAUUUAUAAAUCAUUUCACAACAUCCUCUUCUUCCCCUUUAUUGAAUAAUGUAGAUUUAAUGCACAUGAAAAUAUAUAUUCUGAAUUUGAAAGUCGCUAAAAAGUUUAAUCUUAUAUGACAAGAUGGUCCCACCUGAUGCCAUUAUCCCAACAGUUAUAAACAGUCAUUUUAUGUAUUAAUAGCACUAAUAAAACUGUUUUACAAACUGUUAUUGUCUAUAAAACUCAAACACAUGGUGAUGAGUUCUCCUGCACACACAGAGAGUAUACUAACUUUCUUAAUUUCUUUUCAGUAUCCCUGACAAGUCCCCCUCCAGAUUCUUGCUUUUGAGAAAUAGAAAUAUGCAGUGUUAAAAUAAUUCUGUCAGCCCUUUAAUGCAACUGUUGGUUUAUUUAAUUGCAUUUAUAGAGGGGUGGAUAGAGGAGAGAGGCUGCAGGCUGGGCUCAAACUCCGGCUUGUGUUAAAAUGCAUGCGUGUUCCCAUAAACAAAAGGUUCAGCCGUUGUUGCAGUGGUUGCUAGUUGAAUGCCAUAUUGUUUUACUCCCUGCUCUCUACAGCUUUCCCAUUAAUUAAAAUAAAACACUCUUCAAGGAAAAUCUCAGAAACAUGAACAAAAAACAUGUAGGUGAUGACAAAAUAAAACCAGCCUGAUUGUAGAAGUAGCAUGUUACCACUAUUUAUCUACUUGUAAAUCAACUUGUGCUUAACACCGCUAAGCUGCUCCUCACUGUCUGCUAUUAGUUUGGCUCUGGCUGAUAUUAAAGAGGACAAAUGUUGAUAAAAAAGGAAACAGAAAAACAAUUUGGCGGUCGUAAAUGUGUCUCUGAGCAUCUGCUCUGACGUGUAAACAGGAUUGUUUAAAGGUUCGUCUCUACUCCAAAAAUCCACUUGGCAGAUAAAAUACUGGCUGGAGCUGGAUUUUAUAAUCCACUAAGCACAGUGGCAGACAGGCAGAGACUGAUUCCUGCUGUCAUUUGGAGAUACGAUUAAGUGCUUGUAAAAAGGAGAGAUACGGAGCUGGAAGUAAUAGACAGUGGCAUCGAGCAUGAUAUGAUUUGAGACACCGCUAAACCGCUUCACCGAAAUUUCAGUGUUCCUACCGUGACUUUGCCUGUUCAUUAGACUUCUUUCUUACUUUUACCUGCACAGUAGAAAAAAAAAGUUUCAAGCAUGACCAAGUCACCCAGGCCUCCAUCUUACAGGUAAAAAUGAACAUGCUGUGUCAGAAAAAAGAGAUUUUCUUUUGGACUAAUGCUCCACCUCUGAUAUUUCUUUUAUUUGUGUUUUUAACUCAAAGGUUGGACCGGUGUCGGAGCUAGAAGAAGCGAUGGACAAGUUCUCCGCACAUCCAGACCUAACAAUAAGACAGGACUUUAUGGCUGACAGAGUGAUAAACCCAUCGAUAGGAGCGCACAAAGGAAUCAAAUACGCCAGCUGGUCUCCGUUGGGCUGUGACUCUAGCGGGCGUUGCCUGCUUGCUUGCCUAACACUCGAACACAGACUUACGAUUCAUAACAGCCACAAACGUCUGGAGUGGAACCUGUUAGUGGAUCUUUCCAAAAAGUACGGUGAUAGGCUAAAGGGGCGACGCUACGCCAAAAAAGACAAUAAGCCUCCAGUGGCAGGCCUGUUGGACUACGGGGAGCUGCAGAGGCGUUUCCGUAUGCAGACUCCUCUGAGGAUGGAGUGGUCGAGUGUUUACACAAUAAAACAGGUUCAGGCAGACAACACAUGCUUAGAUGUGGAGAUGGUCCUCCUCGCUGUCUUAAUGGAGAACGGGGACAUCGUUUUGUGGAAGUUUGUACUGCCCUUUUUGGACGGGGCUGACGUCAUGUUUUAUGAUGUCAUCGAAUCAGGUGUGGACAGGCCCAGUGACUUGGCGUGGUGGGAGUAUGAGAGCGCAGAUCGUCGUAUGAGCGGCUUGAUCAUCGGCAGCGAGGUGGGACCUGUCAAGAUCAUGCCGGUCAGCCUGUCGGGAGUGAAGGGCUACUUCACCCUGCGUCACCCCGUCAUCCUGUGGAAGGAGUGCGACGAGAUCGCGGUGGAGAACAUCAAAUGCGUCCCGAUGAUCCACCCGAUCCAAAAAUCAAGCUGCAGUCUCAUCGUGGCCUCACGGGGCUGCUACGUCUUCUGGUGUCUGCUCAUGAUUUCACCCGCCGGACUGAACGUCCACAACUCUCACGUGGCCGGGCUGCACUCACUCCCUGUGGUAUCGCUCGCGGUCAGUCAACAUGGCGUCGCUGUGUACACCUGCUCCAUGGAUGGGUGGAUUAAAAAGCUGACACCGACAUUCACAGAGAGCACCGUGAUUUUCAAACAAGAGGACAUGCUACAACCUGAGAACCUCACAGGAAGGAGGAUCAGUGGGAUCGCAGUGAGCCAUAACGGUGCUUAUAUUGCACUCUGCAGCACGCCAGGUAUGGUGGACAGCUUUCAUCCAGUAUCCAGGAACUACCAGGUUCACUAUGUUACCCUGAAAACACCAGAAGAGGCGGCGGCACUGCUGCUGAAGUCUCCUUCACAAAGCCUGUACAAAAUGGCUGACUUGCUCGAUCUCGUCAGGUGGCAAAUUUUGAAAAACCAGUGCAUUCCUGCGUCACUGCAGGAGAAAAUCGACCAAAAGAUCCAGGAAGCAGACUCUCUUUACUUUUGGCGGUUCAAGCUCUUUUUGGUGCGGAUACUUCACCAGUCACUACAGAAGCCUGAGACAAACAACCGCUGGAAACCUUCACACGACGAGAGCAAAGUGUUUGUGCCAGAUGAGCCGGAGGAGGAACAGGAGGACGAGGAGGACGGAGAGGAGGGGGAGGGAAAGGACGGCAACGAUAACGCACAAGAAGAAGACGAGCGAGCCGAAGUGAAAAAAGAGAAGGAGGUCAGCCGGGAGGAGCAGAUGGAGGAGGUGCAGGCUUGGAUCAAUGCUGUGGAAACACACCUGAUGAGAGAAAACAUCAAGAAGGUGCUGGGGGUGGUGUACCUCAACACCUGGAUCACUCAGAACACCAGCAUCCCCACCUGUGGCCUGAUGGAGUAUCUCUCCAGAGACACCAGCGACAGAGCUUCAGAGGUAAAACUCAAAGACCAAUCAGCUGUUUCUGUUUACUUCACUUUGUGUAACUGUAACUGUUUGAAUAAAUGUCACGUACUUCCUGAAUGAAUUAUACUUUCUAAGGCUUAAAAUUAAACAUGCAUCGAUAAAUCGGCCGGCUGAUCGAUUGGCGCCGAUUUCCUCAAUUUUGGGGGAGCGAUGAUCAGCAGAUCCUUACACAUAAAACCGAUUCUAUCCACUGAUCUUAUCUACCUCAGCAAAGGUCAGAAAGUCAGCCGUUGUAGCUUUCUGCUUUUGCCAGGAUGACAGGCCCACCCACCAGUUUAGUUUGUCCUGUCGAUUAUUAUUUUACUAACUUCCUCAAACCUUGUGAUUUCCUUUAUUUGUAAAAGAAAAAUACUACUGUGCACUUUAUUUUGGUAAGAGGCUCAAAACAGACCUGCAGUGUGACCUGUUGUGCAAGUCUUGUUAAUUUUUAAAAUGUGGAAAAUAAAAGAUUAAAGGAACUGAUAUAAUUUAGUAGUUUGGACAGAAAUAUUCUAAACUUUUUCAUUUAUAUUUGAGAGAACUACUUCAUGUGCAGUUAAAACAAACACAAAAAGGUUUGUAUUGCUCCACAAGUAUUGUUCAAUGUUUUUCAUUAUGUAAGAUUGGAGCAUCAAAGGUCUAUGUUUUAAGUUAUAAAAACAAGGUGUCGGCCAAAAUUGGUGUCGGCAGGUCAAGCUUUUUAAAGAUUGGUGAUCAAUGAUCGGUGAUCGGCCAGAAAAUUGUGUUUGGUGCACCCCUACUUAAAACAACAUCAAUUCAUGUCAUAAUCUAAUGAUACUAGGGAUGUCACGAUACAAUAUUAAUAUAGGAUAUCUGUCUGAUAUCAGCCAAAAAAACAAAUAUCGGAUUAUAUCGGCAGCCUGCAUCUAAAAUCUCCGAUAUUAACACUCCGAUACAAGCAGUCCUUUCCAGACUCCGCUCCGGCACCUGUAGCUAGCAGCACCGGGAUCUGGCAUGCAGAGCCCACAUGGUCACAACAAUAGUGUGUACUAAGGUACAAACAAAGUAGCAAGGAGUAGGAGUGAUGUCUGCUGUGUGGCGGUAUUUUUCAUUAAAGUCCAAAAAAGAUAUUGAAGCUGAGAGCAAAACUUGUCAUGCACAAGUUUGUGCCAAUAUCGGAUCAAUAUUGGUAUCCUAUUGGAAGUAAAAAAGGGACACCCCUAAAUGAUACCAACAGAAAAGAUAAUGGAUAUAAUAUGGUCCCUACUCUAUUUUGCACUGUGGGCUGGAGAGAAGCCUGCGUAUGUCCAACAGAAACUGACAGCUUAUCUUGACAAAAAGAUUAAUCACAACUCUCUAGGAUCAAGGUUUUUUUCUGCCUGAUUUAAGAAAAUAAAAAUUAAAAAAAUCUUAGCUUCAUUUAAAAUACUUUGAAAGAUAAACAAGCGCAACAAGAGUGGGUAAACUUGGAAAACUCAUGGAAGACUUUUAAAAAUGUUUCUGUUACUGUCAUACAAACCAGGUGAGAGUGAAACCCCUGAUCUUUGCGUGUACAUGUGCGUGUUUGUUACUCUUCUCAGGUACUUAUCGGGCUCAUCAAGAAGAAGAUGAACAAGCAGUCAUUCCCGGAGCACUGCAGCCUGUGUCAGGCCGUGUUGCCUUUCUCAGACCACAAACAAGCUACCUGUCAAAGCGGUCACAUGUGGCUCAGGUACAGAAUCCCUGUCUUUCGCUAUUUUGCAUCUUAUCCGCUAAAUACGGUUUUUAUUAGAUUUAGCCUCACAAUGCUCCGCGGGUUCAGAUGUCAGAGUUGAGUCUGACGGGACAUGAAUUGAAUUUUAAUGCCAAACGCUUUCUUUGACGGUUUAUUUAUCCUCACAGAGCUGUAAUCAAGCCUCCCACCUUCUGAUAUUUACACAUGCACCAGUCUCAUCAUCUCAUAAAUAUCCUCUGUCAAACAUUUCUGCUGCCUCCUCCGUAGCUGGAGCAUACUGCCUCUUGUGGGCAUUGAGAGGGAAAUCUGUGCCCGUCCCUUGUACCCUGGCUCUGUUUCUGCUCUACUUUUCUAGCUGUCGCUCUAUGUGUGGUUAGAUGUGUGUGGAUGUGCAUAUCGCUGUCCCUGCCAGCCGCCCCUCUAAUGCCUUCCCCCUCGGCCUCCUCCAGGUGUGUGUUGUCAUACCGAGCCUGCCAGACGCUGACGUUCAGACGUUGCCUCCUGCUGGAUACCAUCGCCAGACUGCCAGAGCCCGAGGGUAAGCGCCACUUUCCAUCUCUCUCCUCCUACAUUUCAUAGCCUCACUCUCCGUCAGCCAUUCCCUCCUGUCACCUUCAACGUCGGCCUUCAUCCUCCUCUGUCGCUCAGAUCUGCACCUGAAAUUUUGGGUCAAGAAUCUGUCAAAACCUCAUAUUUGAAUACAUCAGUAAUUGUAGAAAACAGAAAGUUUCAGAUAGUUUUAGAUAAUAAAAAAAAGCGUGUAAGCCACAAGUUUUUAGCUGCAGCAAAGGAAUAAUCUGUUUGUUUAACUUCGCCAACUUUGUCUGAUCCAAACUAAGUGCCUUUUGCAAGCGUUUAAGUACGUUUACUUGACUUCCUGCUGUGACCAGGUUUUUGAAAAAUCAUGUAAACAAGACAUUCAGUCUCUACAGUUAUGAGAAACUUGUGUGUGAGGAAGUUCCUCCAGGAGAAAGGCGCUUUAUCUCUAAUUUAACCCACGGCAGCUUUAUUAUCAGAGUUUCAGAGGCUUGUCAGGCUAAAAGAAAAGAUAACACACUUUACGUAGCGGUAACUCCUCUCAGUACGUUCAUCCAAAGUCUGCAGAGCAAAAUUAAAUGUGCUUCAGUGCAUCAUCCACUCACUUGUGCAGACUCUUUCCUUUCUGUAUCUCUGCCUCCAGCCGGCAUGUAAGAGCUCUGACUGUCAGCGGAUUUAGACGGCUCUCAAAACUCUGCAGAUCCUUUUCAAUCAGAUGAAUUUGUCAGCUCAUUGAAGCAAUUUUAGACCAAUACUCAAAUAUUUAAUUGAACUGGAGGCUGAGAUAAACGUCAAUGUUGGGAAUAUCUAAAGUUAUUUGUCUGAUAAAUAUUUAAAUCUGAUUUGAGUGCUUCAAAUCUUUUACGGUGGCAAUGACAGCUGACCUCCAUGUUUUAGAGAUGGGUAUGAGUACGCAACAGUCACUCUUAUUUUUAGAAUUAGUAAUUAAACAAUGAACACAUUAGACUCUGAGUUCAGAUUAUAGAGCGCUGUCCUAUUGUCCUCUGAUGACUGGGUCAGUUUUAGGGAUGUCGUGUGGAUACUGGCUGAUGUGCCGUUUUCGCUCACUUCCCAGGACAGUUCUGCACAUGCUUGUGUAACCAGGCACAGCCUAGAAACUGCUUUAUUCCCAUUUUCCAGAGUAAAUACUGCCAAACUACUCUGCACCAUGAGAUGCCAUCUGCCGUGUGGACUUGUUUCCAUCCAGAUAGUUGAACAUUUUGGCAGAAGCCUUUACCGAGCUACAGCUGUGGUGAGUGCUUUGUUGGAUGAAGCUGGUGCUCGUGUCCAUGACAACAAGGGAUAUGGUGAUGGCUUUUGUAUAGAGAAGUUCUAUUAUAUUCAGAUUAGGGCUGGGCGAUAAACCGAAUUUAUACAGAUAUUGAAAUUUACGACAAUAACCAACCCUUUUUUACCCAUGUCAAUAUAUUAGGUGUGUAGGUAGGUUAUGGUCUCAUGUCCCUUUAAGACACUGUCUUAUGUCAGACAGGUGACUCCACCCUAUCCAGUCAGUAACAAAGAGGGAAAGACAGGUGAGGAGAUGGAGGACGGUUCAGAAGUUGUAGCAGCUGGAGUGGCGGCUGAAGUAGACAGUUAAUGUGAGAGGGGGUGAGCAGCUUGUGGAGUAGUUAUCGUCUAUUUAUCGUUAUCGAGGUGAACUGCUCAAUAUAUCGUGAUAUUGAUUUUAGGCCAUAUUGCCCAGCCCUAAUUCAUAUAAUUAAAUGACAUGACUUAAGUAAAAUGUCUAUCAGUUUAAGAAGUAGAGACACAACGCGGACUCUGCAGCAGGUGGCUUCAACAAUAAGCUUCACCUAACGUGCUUAGUCAACGUGACUCUCUUUACAACGACCUUUCACAUAUGUAGCCUAAAGUGCAUCCCUAAAGAACAAAGAUUCAAACUAUAAAUAUAUGAAAAGAGUAAAACGGCAACAUGUCAGAAGUAGGUAAGUAACAGACGGCUGAAUAAAGAAGUUCAUAUGUAUCCACCAAGUGUACAGGCAGCAUGAAUGCCCACAUACAGUGAGUGCAUAAUCAGAUCAAACUGCCAGUGAAACCUUUUGGAUAUUCAGAUACCAAGAAGCGAACUGAUUUGUUAUGAAUCCUCGUUAGGAGCGCAUAGUUCUUUAUUUUCUGGCAGGGGAAAAAAAAAACACAGUUCUCUCUUCAGUGUUUGAGUAUCGGCUUUAUCUGGCUGCUACAUGCAUCCCAGGUCUUUAUCAGUCUGUCUGAGCGCCUGAGGCACGGCUCUCCUCGUCAUUCCAGCCUAUCUGAGCUGAAGACUGACAGCUCUGUGCACUUUUGGCAUCUGUCAGAAUCAACAUCAUCCCAGCACCUGUCUCAAAACAUCUCACAGAUCUCUGCGGCUUCUAUAUUUGGAUCGUAAAGCUGGGCUCAGCCAAUUAUUGUUAGUUUUUACUGUAAAACAUCUUUUUCAGAUGUGAACGUAUAUUGCUGUUUUUUUUUUUUAUCCAUCUGAGGAGAUUGUUCCUUAAAUGUGUCACAGAGGAAACUCCUAUGCUCGCUCAAAUUUGAUAUAUGAUGACAGAGGAAACAGCUGUAAUGAUCGGUUCAGAGAGAGGACACAAUCCGCCGUGCGCUUCAAUAAAACAGUAAAGAGGGUUAACAACAACAGAUGUCGUUGAGUGUCAUGUGGUCGUAUGAAACAAAUUUAUUAAACUUAAUUCCACAUCAUCCUUAAAACCUUAGAAUUUAACCCUAAUCGUUUGAAACUAGCUGUUUCAAUCCAGAUUUCAUUUAUUUUCAUAAAAGCUUCUGUGAACUUUCCUGACACUCCCUCAUUGCAUAAGCUCUUGAAUUCAUCAUAGAAAUCAGUAACUAAUUUUGCAAACCAAUCUUGAAAAUAAGAACAUGUACAGGUCCAUCUCCACGAAUCAAAUUGUCAUGAAAAGUAAUUUUUUUUUUAGUUAAAAAAUAAUGGUACAUGAGCUAACACUGGAUUAGCAACAUAUUUGAAGUUUUGCUCCAAAAAGAGGUUUUACAGCUAAUCUGUUAAAUGCAAACUGCUUUACACAGUAUCAGUGAUUAAAACCAUCAUGUAGAGGCAGGGCUUGACACUAACUUUUUUCACUAGGAGCGCAUGUGCUUCUGAGUUGAAAAAGUAAGGAACACACAAAGAACUUGAGGGGCACAAUGAAAAUUGAUCAAAUAAAGAGCUGUGUCUUAUUGGUCGACAUAAGUACUAUGAUUUGAAAUCAAUUUUAGGUCAGUUGGUUCACAUGACAUGGAGGGUAUAAAAGGAAAACAGCCUUUUUUGAGAACAUCAACUGGUAAUUUAUUGACGAUCCCUUAUUCCGAGUAGAUUUAACUGCGCUGCUGUUGUUAUUCCCGGUAAUGGAGAGUGAGAAGACACUGGUAAAUCCACAGUGAAUGUCCAUCAGAUAUCCAACCUAAAACUAACUUCACCGCAGUAUUUACAUGAAAAAACUUUUUACGCACACGUGCCCUUAAAUACAUUUAACAAUUCGCACACAUCUCUUUUUAGUCGCAAAUGCGAGUGAAACGGUCGCACUGUCGAUCCCUGUCUAGAGGAGAGUUGAAACUAAUAAAACGUCUCUGACUCAGUCCACUCAGCGCUGAUUGUCACAUGGGCCCACGCUGUUCAGAAAAGUAAAGCUGAUAUGAAUUGAAGCCUCGCCUACAUUUCCUCCACACUCUGAUAAAAUGCUCUGAAUUAAGCAGCUUAUUGACCCCACACUUCCAAAGGUUUAUUUUCAUUUUAAUCUAACUGCAUGCAAGACUCUUUACUUUCAAAUCAUGCUCAUGUGAACUUUUCCAUUAAUAAUUCCAGAGGCCGUAGCGUUGGUUUGGCUCUACGCUUAAAGUGCGCCCCAUGUACAGACACUUCAGCACUCAUCACAGCAGUUGGUGGCUGAAAUCCCUGCCUUGAACUUUUGCUGCUCAUUAUUCCCACUCCAGGAAAAAACACCCGUUUAUAAAUUUACACAGUUUUUAUUGGUCAAAGAAUCAAAGCUUUAAAAAAAUUCAGUGAUUAUUAGUUUGUUAAGAUUACGAUUAAAUACGUUUUGUUACUUGUUAACACUGUGUUUUUAUAUUGGAAGGGAAAUGCGUCCAGGUCCGGUCCAGUGAAACUGCUCUUCACACUAUAAAUGAGAGUUUGGUUUGGGCUUGUACUGAAAUAUGAGACUUACAUGUCAAAUCUCCUCCACCGAGUGAAGACUGAAAGAGGCUUUGAUACAAACACAACUUGUCUCUUCUCCCCACAGAUCCUGAUUGGAUAAAGAAGAUCUUGCAGGGACCCUGCACACUCUGCGACUCGCCGAUGAUCUAGACUUGGCUAAACCACAAUACCUCAGGACCUCUCUGCGAUAACAACCUGGCGUAGGGUCCAAUUUUGUCAGAAAUCACUGCGACCUUUUUUUAUGUACUUUGUUCAUGUUUUUUAUUAUGACUUUAUUUUGGAGCAAAUAAAAGGCUUUGAUUAGACGCUCUAACUCUCAUUUCCUCCCGAGUUUAGCCCUCAAAGCGUGCACAAAGACUGCCUCCCUCUGCUGCAGUUUUAAAAUUAAUAUUUCACUGAGGUAAAGCAUUUUGGACUCAAACUUCACAGUCUCCUUUAUUUUCCGGCGUCUAAAAUUAAUUCCCAGUCAGGCGCAGUGUUUGCGUAAGGGUGCUCAGAAACAAAGUUUCAAAUGUGGAGGUUUCUAUUAUUCAGUAGGACUUCAGGGCAACCAUAAAUAAGCUCCCUCAUUUUCCUUAUGUUGACUAUGUUUCCAAACCUUUGGUGUAGUUUUUAUAGCAAGUAAGUGGAACUUACUCUGCUAGUCCUAUUUUAGUGAAGCUUUUUCUUUUUCUUCCUUUUUUUGAGUGCAACAAAUAAUACACUCUGAAUAAUACAUACUCUGGAAAAAACUCAACAUACCUACUUUAAUUGGCACUGUAAAACAAUUUCCAAGCUCUGGGAGGAGGAGGAGGAGGAAGAGGAGGAGGAGGGUGGUGGUGGUGCUCAGUCAUUCUCUCAGAUGAGGACUUCCGCUAAUGUAAACGCAGAAGAGAAGGAGCGGCGAGGCAGAUGAGAUGAGGAAGAGGCAGGAAGAAAGCAAAAAGUGUGCUUAAAAACCCGGCGCGCUCCCUCCCACGGGAGCGCCUUGUAAUGAGAUUCAGCAGUAAUGAGGGACAGAACAUGGCGCCAGAUGUGAUUCUAAUUCUAAUCAAGGAGGGGAGGGUGGUGAUGGGGGUUAGAGAGCAUAUUGUUAAAUACAAUUAACCCUUUUUUCCUAUUUGGAGGGAACAAGGGCUGAUGGGAGGGGAUACAGGCUCAGCAGCAUGUUCCUCAUCGCGGCUCCUUGUUCUGGAGACACAGAGGUCGGCGGCCGGUGAUCAAAGAGGGGAUCUGGACCUGAGAGACCGGGCCAGCGGCAGAGGCUCCUCCAUUCAAACCCGCGGCUGCCUCUCAUCCCUCACAUCCCCCGGCCCGGCAGAGGUGGGGCGGGGUCUUCCCUCCUUCUGGUGUCACUGGAGAUGAUAGCCUGCCCCGGGGCGAGGAGAGAGAAGGCAGCUCUGCUCCAAACACUCAGGACCGCUUGAAAGAGGGAACUUUCUUUUUAUUCCAUAUCCCACAUUUCUCUAUCCAGUGAUGGCAUUUAUUUACCCGCCAAAGACUGACUGAAGUUUCUGACUGAAUCCUUUCUUUACUCGAGGAUUUUCUCCCAAUUAACCAAAAAGUGAAUCAUUUAUCAAACUGAUGUAAGCAAGAAGAGGAGGCUGGUGGUUGGAUGAGUUUAAACAGGAAAACUGAAAAAUGUAGGCUUGUUUGGGCGCCAUAAGAAUGUCAGUGUCUUUGUGAACACCCAGGGCCAUAUGGGGAAAAAUAACUGGAUAUCAACUCAGAGAGGACAAGAACCACCACUUCCUAUAGGUGUAGAUUUAACCUGAGUGUGUGUUGGUCUUAGAAACGACAGUCAGGGGUAUUUGAGGAUAUAAAAUACGGUCUAAUAAGUGCAUUUACAUGACAAUCUCAGUUUUUAUUGUAGUUUCUAAAGUAGCCCAUAUUUGUGGGUCAGGGUUAGGCAUAUAUGCAGAUAUCAUAUUCUGAUUUUAAAAGACUGCUUUUUAGGAACCAGGUUCUGCUUUCCAGGGAGCGCCAAAAGCAAACAGGGCACUGUCCCACUGAGCAAUAGACGGCUAUUAGACGUCUAGUAUUUUUUUUUUUUAGACCUAAUUUCAACCGUCUAGAUUCUGUAUAUUUUUAGACGGGAUUUAGACGUUGCACUUUAACCCAUUAUUUGAUAACUAUUUAUUUCAAAAAGCAACUGUGAGUUACAUAACUGAUCUCCAAAUACUUAACCAAAAUAAUUAUUAUAGCCGUUGAGCAAUAUGCAGUGUAGUAUAGAUACAGCCCAGAUUUAGACUUGGUCUAAACUUGGUCUAAAUUUAGACGUCUAAAAAACUUCCAUUUUUAGACUUUUGUUAGCCUGAUUUUAGACCAGUCAUUUAGGCUACAUUUAGAAGUCUAUUAGACCUCUUUUAGACCAAAAAAUGCUCAGUGGGGUGGCAUGUACAGUGUGUGCACAACAUGAGUUUCUGACAGUUACUGACUACUUGCACCGAUGUGGUCUUAGCUCAGUCUCAAUGAAAGACUUAAAAAUUAUUGGAAGUUUAGAUGUGAAACAACAUUAAAAUCUGAUCCUUUUUAGUCUGAGGUGGUCUCCUGUUCCUCAGAUUUCAUAAUUGCUGCACUUUGGGUUGUAGAAAAUAAACAUCACAAGAGCCUGGGUGAAUAAGAUGCAUCUUCAUUUGUAUCUUAAAGCCAAAUCUUGAAAACAAGCAUUUAUCAUAAUCAGGUUUUUUCUUUGUGUGUGAACACUCACUGAUUGGCUCUGGCCACAGUGUCUCUUUUUAAAGAAAACUCUGUCACAGAUUUUCCCAAAAUAAAGCAACAGAAGUUCAAAGAAUCCUCCUAAUUGUACGGAGACAGCAAGGCCCUGAAAUAACCUCGCUAUUAAAGAAAAAGAGCUGAGCUCAGCGCUUCUUUAAAAAAAUAUAAAAAUCCACUCAAGUUUAAUUCCAAGUUUCCGACGGUGAGUAAAGUGGAUGGUUGCUAAAAGCUCUUCGUCAGCCCUGCCUGUGGUGGGUUUGUGGAGUGGAAGUGGCUCCUCAGGUUGUAAUGUUCCUGUCACUGAUAGGUGGAGACCAGCACUGUUACAGAGGUUAGCUGUGUUUGGUUGAUCCUCCUCCUGCUUUAGUGUAAUAAUCCGUCAAAGAGCAGCUCCACCAGUAAUUACCUGCUUCCCCUCCCUCCCUCUCCCUCUGUCUUUGCUCUCAAGACUUCAAACGGAGGAUUUUUCUCUUUGCAUACAAUAUUUAUAUCCUUUAUGUCAGUGGCUGGAUGGCAUAAAACAUUCAUGGCACCUUUUCACACCUUAAUUUUAUGUGAUAUUCCUUUUGUUUUGUUUAGAUUUUGAACAAGAUCCGUGCCACUGUGUCUCUCAAGAGCAUCUAUUCAUUUUGUAGCUUCAGUGUUUCCUCGUUUUCACGCACAGAGACGUGUGACUGCUUCACCUGGUGGGAUCACCGCAUUGUUUUUGUAGAUCUGCUGCUUUUAUGAGCCUCCUGUUGAUCUUUUAUUACACACUUUGGCGUAUUUUUGAGGAAAGUUCACAAGUAGUUUAAGAUGAUACAAGUAAUGAGAUAAUGUUAUUUUGUCAGCCAACAUCAGCUCCACUUAUAAUAAGCCGUCGUUAUGCAGGAGUAUUUCAAAGCGCCAGUGAACUUAUAUUCAUUAUUUUCAUAUCAGUGUUGAAAGAUUUAAUGUGCAGAAUUUACCAAAAACAUUUUCUCUCUAAAACUAACCAAAAGUAUGAUGAUAUGAGAUAUGUUGUGCAUAAUUCAGUCUGAUUUUUCCACUUGAUAGGCUUUCCAGUCGACAAAAAAGUCUCUACAGUUUCAGUGGUUUGGUCUAAUUUAGCUCCACUCAAUUCAAAAACUAAUUUUAUGCAAAAACAUCUCCUCACCUGUUUCUUAAAUCUGACAACUUUGAAAAACUUUUUGAGUGUUUUGCUCUUUAAUUAGACCAAACUGUAAUCUGCCUAGUGAUUUGCUGCGAUUUGCCAAAGUGCAUGUAAGGAAAGCACCUAAAAAGUUGUGGAAUAAGGCUUUGAAUUAGUUUAUGUAGGCAACAGUCUAGAGUGGGUGGUUGUGGGUUCGACUUAAUCCCUCACCCAAAACCUCAGACCUCAAAACUUCCUAUCCGUCCCACUGCCACAUCUUUGACACACACAGUUCAUGUAGAAAGGAGUUAGGAAAAAGAAAGAAGGGAAAAGAGAGGGAAAGGGUGAAGGGAGUAAAGCAAGAGAGGAGAAAAGAAAGAAAAAAGAGAAGGAAGAAUGAAGGAAGGAAGGACUGAAAGAAGGGAGCAGGGAAAGAGGAAAGGAGAAAAAAGUGAAAGGAAGAAGCAAGAAGAAAAGAAAGGAAGGAAGUAGGGUGGAAAAAAGGAAGGAGUGGGGGUACGAGUCAUGGCAACAAUAAUAAAGCUGAAGCAUAAA